This is a messenger RNA of Phasianus colchicus (ring-necked pheasant), 1583 nucleotides long. Lineage: Eukaryota; Metazoa; Chordata; Aves; Galliformes; Phasianidae. The record is from RefSeq and is a predicted model, not a curated record.
UUGUUUUUAAUAAAGCAAACUAGAUACAGUCUGGUCACAGCACUAACAAUUUGAACAUAGACUAGAAGGAGAAACAACACAACCAAUCUCUUCCCAGUAAUCAGAAUCUCAUGUAAAUCCAGUGCAAGUACCCUGCCAACAAACGCUGCAGUAAUGCAUUAGUAACUGUAGUAAGCUGCAGUGAUGCAUUAGGAAAUCUACUUUUUUUCAGAAGAGAAAAAUAUUUCAAGGUAUAAACACUCUUAAACCUGAAAAGAGUACAGCAAUGCUAAGCUUCAGCACAGAAAAAUCAAAAUUAAUUUAAAUGCUAUAUGUAUAAUCAAAUUAUGUGCUCAAGAUGGUUGAAAGCCUGUUUCAAAGAUGUUUGCAGUAGUAAGCACAGCUAUUCUAAAAUAAAAUGCAUUAGAAAAAGGUAAUUUUAAUUAAUUGUUAGACUUGAAUCCACUUUCUCUGUGUCACCUUUGCUUGGUGGUUUCUUGACUAUGUGGCAAAGGAAUCCUUUUCUACACUGUCGGCCCUCACACCAGAAUUUCAAAAUAGUCCUACGAACUCCAAAAUGGCAUGCCAGAUCAGUUCUAUUUAGAAUGAUAACCACAUAAGCCUUGCAACUCUAUUAAAAUUUAAGCACUAAGUGUCCUGACCAUCAGGUCCUUACACACUAAGACAGUUCAUUUCCCUGUAUCAUUAAUCUACAAGAACGUUAUGGAAAACAUUAACAAAACAGCAUGUAGAACAGUAGAAGUUUUCUUCCAAAUGGCUCCCACUGAAAAGUAUUAUUUUAUUCCCAUUAACAGUUAUCACUGGAACACCUUCAAUGGACAUCUCUAUUGUAUUUUAAUUGUUGAUACUAUGUUUUUUCAACAGGUCAUUUGUGAUGAGUCUGGAAAGAACCUCUCUAGCAUCCCCACUGAUUUGUUGCAGAAUGUUACUAAAUUAAAUCUCAAAAAUAAUAAAAUUACUUUAAAACACAAUGACAAAGACAUUCUUAUAAGGCUUCCUAACCUCACUGAGCUUUAUCUGAAUGAAAACAUGAUUACUCUACUGUAUAAUAACAGCUUCUGCAAUUUGACAAAACUUGUAAAUCUGGAUAUAAGCAACAAUUGUAUUAACACAGUUCAUCAAGCAGCAUUUGCAGGAUUAUAUCAACUGCUAGUGCUGAAUCUUUCCUAUAACAGGAUUACUCAAUUAGAUUCAAAUGUAUUUUCUUCUCUAAUAAAUCUAAGAGUUUUGAAUCUGCAGAAUAACCUUUUGGAAUCUUUUCAUAUAAAACCAUCUUUUAAAUUGACUACAAUUACCUUAGAUGGAAACCCAUGGAACUGCUCCUGUAGCCUCCUUGAUUUACAAAUAUGGCUAACUGCUUCUAAUGUGACAAUGGGUAAGUUCUUGUAAGAGCAGCAUUUCACACCUGUUUGCCUCAAACGGUCUUACCGUAGUUUUUUCCUGAUCUUAAUAAAAUUCACCAUCAACUUCUCUGUGUUUUAGUUAUCACUGGUUUUUCUUUUAAGAUCUUAAUGCCAAUUAGUUAACAAUAUCAUAAACAAUCUCUAUUGCUCCUAUUCACAGAAAAUGAAAACAACACUAUG